CCGCCAUACUACCUAGGCAAAAACGUGCACAAUACAAGGGUCCAUAGCUUGCUAACGGGUACCUCAGGGAUCAACUAGUCACCAAACGAAUCAAGAUGAGCUGCAACACGACGGCACGACCGGUGUCGGUCGGACGAGUGGAAGAAAAAGAAGACGCAAAACAGGACAGCACGCAGCGAAGGCGAUCGGCGAGGCUCUGCGAAGCAGACAGCAGUCAGCAAAACAAGGGGGACGGAAACGAUGUGACUGCACUUCCUGCCGUGAAGCGCUCCAUCACUGUGAGGAAGAUCUUGCCGAGGAAGACUCAGGUGUCUGGGAUGCCCUGUGGCUCUGUUCGGCAUAGUCCUCGCAUGUCCGGCACUUCAGGCCCCCUUACUCCUCGCACACCAGACUCAGCUGUACGGUACAACUCUCGGGUUUCAUCAGAGUGCAACAAGGAGAAUGCCGGCCGGCCAUCAGGCCUGAAGCAUAAGCAGGAGGUGCAGAAGAUGUCCACACCUGCUCCAGCGCCUGCACCCCUCCUGAAACCGGCUGUCCUGUCACCAAUCAUCGCCUCAGCCCCCAGCCCUCCCCAGCUGCCGCAGGAUACUGCCGGCGUCGAGUGGUCGCGGAAGGUGCGGCGCUCCUACAGUCGGCUGAGUGCUGGCGGCGACCUUUCCUUUCAGGGCUCCCCAGCAUCCCCGCCCCCUUGUCGUCGCGACACACUCUUCGGUUUUGAGAGGCUGCAGACGCCAUCGGUGGCUGGCAGGAGGGCGGAGCGGCCAGGUACUGAGGCGUUGUUGUCGUUGUGCGCUGGCUCUCUCUCUGUGCUCGAGGGCAGUGGCACCAUGGCAGACAACAUCGAGCCUGACAUUAACAUCCCGGGGGUGUCGCUGGUCAAGGAGAAGAGGAGGAGGAAGCGGGUGCCACAGAUGAAGAUGUCGGAGUUUGAUACUUUAGCCGCCAAGCUGAAUGCGGAGUUUGAGGAGGCGGAGACCUUUGACCUGGUGGUGGAGUGAAGCAGAGGCUCAGAAACUCUUAUUGCAAUUGGGCGAGGCACUGUCGGCCACCACUGAGGCACGACGCUUGCGAGACAACUGGAGAAGGCUUUGUGACGACACCAAUGGGACUGUGCUGGGCCGAUCCCAAAGCCUGUCUGAAUUGUGUCUUCA
Messenger RNA from Megalops cyprinoides (Indo-Pacific tarpon), 1151 nucleotides. RefSeq names its product cell division cycle associated 5 (gene cdca5). Lineage: Eukaryota; Metazoa; Chordata; Actinopteri; Elopiformes; Megalopidae. Bases 96 to 998 code for a protein of 300 amino acids. The transcript has 7 exons. The record is from RefSeq and is a predicted model, not a curated record.